AUGAUUAUUUCACAGAGAAAAUUUGUUUUGGACCUACUGAGGGAAUAUGAAUGUCUUCACUCCCCAGCAUUGACAUCUCCCUUGGAUCCUACAAUAAAGUUGAAAGCAAAAGAAGGGGCUCCAUUGUCUGAUCCUACCUUUUAUAGAAAACUAGUUGGAAAGCUAAAUUUCCUCACAAACACUAAAUUAGACAUAGCAUAUGGGGUCCAACAUCUCAGCCAGUUCAUGCAAGAUCCCAGGGAGCCUCACUUACAGGCAGCCUACCACAUGCUGAGAUACUUAAAGAAGGAUCCUACCCUAGGACUAUACUUCAGUAAUUCAGAUGAUCUUUCACUAGUUGCCUACUGCGAUUCUGACUGGGAGGCAGCCCCAUCAGUUGGAAAUCCAAGAAACAAGAAACCAUAUCCCUCUCUUCAGCAGAGGCAGAAUACAGAGCUCUUAGAAAUGCUAUCUGCACUACAUAUUGCUAGGAACCCUGUGUUUCAUGAACGGAGUAAGCACAUUGAAGUAGACUGUCACUUUGUGCGUGCUAAACUCCAGGGAGGACUCAUUUCUCUGCACCACAUUGGCACUGGAAAACAACUGGCAGAUGUGCUCACCAAAGUUCUCACUGGGAUCAAACACCGCUCCGUUCUUGGCAAGUUGGGCGUGAUUUCAUCACAUCCAACUUGA
Messenger RNA from Nicotiana attenuata, 672 nucleotides. RefSeq lists its product as uncharacterized. The record is from RefSeq and is a predicted model, not a curated record. The transcript is spliced from 3 exons. The coding region runs from base 1 to 672 and encodes 223 amino acids. NCBI's taxonomy places the organism in Eukaryota, Viridiplantae, Streptophyta, Magnoliopsida, Solanales, Solanaceae.